AGUUGAACCUCGGACCCAGUCUGGGAGAUGAGUUGGGGAAGUGAAGGUCCAAACAUCUGAAAUCUUCAGUAUUCAUUAGGCCUCGUUUGUGCUCCGGACCAUUUGAACGGGCGAAAUAAGUGACGCAGAGGUUCAUCAACGCCAUGACUGUGCUGUCAGUGUUAGAGAAUGGCCUGCAAGUCUAUAACCUCAGCCUGUACAGGAAUCCUCUCAUUACGAAAGCAACCACGAGUGCCAUCACUUGUGCCUUGGGGGAAAUCCUUAGUCAGCUGAUCACUAAGCAGCCAAAAAUUAGUUUGCAGAGCGCUUCUAGAUAUGCAGUUUUCGGUUUCGUGGUCACUGGCCCCCUCGCCCACUACUUCUACAAAUUCCUGGAAAAGGUGGUCCCCCCGACCUCCAAGGGGGCAUCCCUGAAAAGGCUGUUGCUUGACAGAUUAGGCUUCGCCCCUCUUCUUCUUCUGCUUUCUCUCUACGUGCUGUCGAGGAUGGAGGGUAAAAGCCAUCUUACUUGCCAAAAGGAAUUGCAGAUGAAGUACUGGACGGCCCUGAAAAUGAACUGGAAAGUCUGGACACCCAUUCAGUUCAUCAAUGUGAACUACGUCCCACAAGAGUACCGAGUUCUGUUUGCAAACUUCAUAGCCAUAUUUUGGAUCAUGUACAUCGGCAUGAAGAGGAGACAGGCAGCCGAGGCAGCGGCGAAAGCGGCCAAAGAGGAAUGAGAAUGCGAAUUCACUUUCUUUUUAGAAAGCCAGUGGGCUUCCAAGCUGGGUUUUCGAAAGGCCGCACACAGACUCUCUCGCCCCUUUCCCAGUCAAAAAUUCAUGUCAUGAAGGAGGUUGUCAUGACUGGUUAAUAUGUUUUUUCUAAGUCUUACUCUUAUUUACGUCCUCUUGUUUGGUAAGCUAUUUUUUUUUUUUUUUUUUUUUUUUUUUUUUUUACUAACCGAAAAGUCCCAGACGUGCUUAUCAGGUGAUGAGUAAAUACUUCCCGAGAUUUAACAAUCUGUUUUCGAUUCAAAUGUGUUUCCUAGCUUCCUCCACUUUGGGAAGCUUUUACAUUUUAUAAAAAUGACAUACACAAGGUGCUCAUAUUCUAAUUUUUAAGGAACUGGAGAAGUUCAAAAUGUCUCCUCCUUUUUUUUUUUUUUUUAUCCAGUUGGGUUACUUCUCAAUAAUUCGGUGGUGUAUUUGUUGUAUAUGGUUUCAGUUGUUGAGGCUUAACAUUUGUAAAUGUAUUUUGUUGUAA
Macrobrachium nipponense is the source of this 1245-nucleotide messenger RNA. RefSeq names its product peroxisomal membrane protein 2-like. Bases 144 to 719 code for a protein of 191 amino acids. Gene Ontology annotation, cellular component: cytoplasm; membrane. Lineage: Eukaryota; Metazoa; Arthropoda; Malacostraca; Decapoda; Palaemonidae. The record is from RefSeq and is a predicted model, not a curated record. The transcript has 6 exons.